Gallus gallus (chicken) is the source of this 8026-nucleotide messenger RNA. RefSeq names its product epidermal growth factor receptor pathway substrate 8 (gene EPS8). Gene Ontology annotation, molecular function: actin binding. Lineage: Eukaryota; Metazoa; Chordata; Aves; Galliformes; Phasianidae. Bases 4243 to 6729 code for a protein of 828 amino acids. The transcript is spliced from 22 exons. Gene Ontology annotation, biological process: regulation of Rho protein signal transduction; Rho protein signal transduction; positive regulation of ruffle assembly. The record is from RefSeq and is a predicted model, not a curated record. Gene Ontology annotation, cellular component: vesicle; ruffle membrane; plasma membrane.
GGGACUGCACAUAAGAAAUGUGUCUGAGUUCAAAUGCAGUUUUUUCCUUUCCUGAGAGCUGUAGUAGUACCGUGGGUGUAGAGCUUGAAUUGCAGCGUAUGUGAUGAAGACUCAUUAACGUGUUCCGCAUGGAGAUGGUGUGAAUUGCACAUUGAGUGAAGAGAUUGAUUGAUGUUGGCUUAUGUUAAGAAAAUAUGGCUGGCAGAAGGAGUCAAUACAUGCUCUUUUAUUUUUCCUUGAAGUACAUUGUUUUUCCUGCCUGCGUUUAAUCAGAGAACUUAGCUGGGGAAUGCAAUUGCUUUGGAGCUGACAAUAUCUUGUUAUCUUCCGUUAAAAUACUUUGUGGUGUGAAAAUACAGUCAUUAAGAUCUGGCACUCAUUUGAACGCCCACUUUGGAUGAUAAAUAUUAAGUAUCUGCAAAUUAGCUGCAGGCAAAGAGCAAGGAUUCAGUCCUUCACCAUUUAACCUAGCAAGGAGUACAAGCUGUGUGCCAGUCAGCAAGUGGAAGACCUGAUUCUGCAAGCCUGUGGACGAAUAGCUGUCCUUCCCUAUAGCCACUGAGCAGGAGCAGCUCAGAAAAGCCUUCCUGAGCAAACUGCUGGGGCUGGCUGGGUGCAGCAUUGCUCGUAGAGGGCUGCUGGCAGUACUGGGGAACCUACCGCCUUCUGACUUCGGCUUUUCAGACUUCACAAGCUGUGCCUGAAUGGAGGAAUUUGGCAGGACAGGAGGGAGGAAAACUCUUUCCCUUCCUGCUUAAAAGUGUGGGGGUUAAACACAGCAUUUUCCUGCAACAUGGAAAGGCAUAGGCAGGGUAUGCUGAGCCUGGUGGGUGGGUAUUUGGAGAGACAGCAGAGCUGUCUGAGAGGAUUAGGAAUGAAAUGCCUAGAUAUGUUGUCUAGACUGUACUGAUAAAUAGGAUGAAGUGUUGGUUUUUGUUUGUUUAUGUUGCUUCUAUUCCUUAGGCUUUUACAACCGUUUCUAAAAAUAAAGUAAAAUUAAAAAAAAAAAAAAUCAGUAUUUCAGCACCAUGGUAUGCCUUAAGUGGAAAUACUGAUUGGUGUUUAUGUCUUCUUAUCAUUAGUUUCUCACGCGUGUGAUGAAUAAUGGAUUUUUGUCAAUACCCGUGACUGACUGAAUGUGUAAUUUUUACAUCUCUGAGGUGAAUUAAUAACAUGAGCUGUGUAAAGCUUGGAGUUUCUUCUGCAUUAUACUGUCCUUGAAUAGUUGCAAAUAAAAUUAUGGCACCUGGUUUAAUUUUUAUCAGUUAUGCAGGGCUAUUUUAUUCCUGGAAAGUAAGGUACAGGCAGUACAAUCUGAAGAGUUUUGUUAUCUCUGUAAUUGCUGCAGUACUUGAUGAAGGUUUGAAACAGCAGUGGUUGAUCUGAUAGAGAUAGGAGAGCAAAAUGUUGAAACUGCUGGCAACCCAAUUGUCAUGCAGUACAAUUUUAGUAGAUAAUCUGAUAGAGUCUUUAUCAUGGUGCCUCAAUUUAUACUGUAGCUAUUACAGCUACAGGAGGAGGAAGUAGAAAUUUCUUCCAUUUUAUUUAUGUAUUUCUAAAUGCUAGGUGAAAUAACUGUUAGCAUGUAGAAUAUGUAAAACUCAAUGUGUUUUUAUAAUCUACUGUUGUCAAUAUCUUUACCUAUAGGAUUCCUUCUUAAUGCAGCCCAUAACUUGGUUUCCUAGGAGAAUUUACCAUUUACCUUUUUCUUUUUCUUUUCUUUUCUUUUUGUCAAUGCUUUGGUAAGCAGAAUUUCUUAGUGUUUUAUACUGAAUCUGGGAAGACGUGUUUAGAGGGAAAAAAAUCUUAAAACCUUCUCUUUGUUAUUUGUUCACAUACAGUUUUCCCUGAAAGCACCCCAUAGUGUUCUCUGUAACCAUAUAGUAGUCUGUCAUCUACCAUUAAAAACAGGAUUACAAAGAGCAGUGAGCUAAAGGAUAUAUUUGUAAGUACAUAAAGUUAAAUACUAAAUGUACAUUAAGAUGAUUUACUUUCAUCUUCACCACUGGUGUGAUAAAGUUGCUCUUUGUGAGAUGUCACUGGGCGAUAUGAAAUAAGAACAGUGCUUUUUAGGGUGAUUUUUUGCUGGGAUGACUGCUUUGGGUUUGCAGGGCAGCCUGAAUCAGCUAAGUACUGAGCCGUAGCCAUAUGUGCUUGUGAUACUCCUCUCCUUGCAGUUGCUCAUCCAGAGAUACAAACUAGUCAGGAAGACAGGGCACGGAUGGGUGAAUCAUACUUCGUGAUUUCACAGAAUAGCUGUUUUCCUGCUGGCAUAAUUUAAAUUUCACUUCUCUGUUGCACUGCGGUUACAUCAAAGUAAGCCUGAAGUUCUGACUUCUGUGGCUGCUCAGUUUGAUGCUGAGUUUGUGGCAAGGCACUAUGCUAUUACCAAGCUCCUAAUAUCAUCUGAUUUUGUCCCUUUCAGCGUCCUUUCCAUCGUUCAACCAAGAGCCUUUGCCACCAUAUCAUAUGUCUUAACAUCAGACAUGCAGUGCAUGGUGCAUACUGUGGAGCUGUGUCUGUGCUUUGUCUUCUGGAGACGAAAAGCGUUUAAUGCAAGGGAAAGCUGUUUUCUUUGUGGACCAAAUCCCUGAUAAGUAUAGGUCUGAUUCAGAUGACAUCUUAGUCAUAAGAUGCUAUCAAACUGCAUUGAGUAGAAUUAUGUGCUUGUGAGAUCCUCGGAAACAUGUGAACUUCAGCUCCUGUUUACUUGGAGGGACGUUAUCCUCACCCUCUACUCUUCCCUGGUGAGGCCACAUCUGCAGUACUGUGUCCAGCUCGGGGCUCCUCAGUUCAAAAAAUAUAGAGAUCUUCUAGAGGGAGUCCAGUGGAGGGCCACAAAGAUGAUUAGGGGACUGGAGCAUUUCUUUAUAAGGGAAGGAUGAGAGAUUUGGGACUGUUCAGCAUGGAGAUUAUCUAAAGUGAGGAUGUCAAAGGGAUGGGACCAGGCUCCUUUCAGUGGUUUGCAGUGACAGGACAGGGGGCACAGGGCACGAGUUGAACACAGGAAGUUCCAUACAAACAUGCAAAAAAAAUUCUUCACUUUGAGGGUGACAGCACUGCAACGGGCUGUCCAGAUUGGUUGUGGUGUCUCCUCUGCACACUUUCCCAUGUAAUCUACUGUAGGGAACCUGCUUUAGCAGGGGGUUGGACUUGAUGAUAUCUUGAGGUCCCUUCCAACCCCUAUGAUUCUGUGUACAGCUGGUUACACUAAUGAUUAAUAUAAUAGAGGUGAAAUGCAGAGAAAUAUGGUCUGCAGAGCAAAUAAGGAAAAACAAAUUCCUUCUGAGAAAUGCAAGAGUAAAGUUCAGAGUGCUGGCAAGGCACUCCUACACCUGCACAGUUUUAUAGCACUCAUCUGUAAAUUCCAGUUGAAGAUUUCAUUUUUUAAACAGUCAGAGAAUCAUUCUUCAGGUUUCAUGUUGACCCCUCACUGAUUUCAGAAGGUAUUUUCUCUGCCAGACAUUUUAGUAAAUGUCACAGGGAUCAACCACUUUAUGAUGUGGUCAGUCCACAGGUGCUAAACUAUUACAUCUUAUUCUUGUUUGGAGGAGACUCUAAGAAAUUCAGAUUAGAACUCUUUCUACUUAGUUGUUAUUGUUACUUGCAUUGUCUGAAAUACAAAGCAAAGCACUUUUCUAUUGCGGGUACAUUUAGAAAAGCAUUUUCCAAACUUAAACAAGUUCAUUGUUUAAUGAUUGCAUUAUAUGAAAAAAUUGGAAAAAAUAUCCCUCAGUUCCAUCCUUGAAGGUGUUUAGAGUGACACUCUCAUCUUCACACACAGAGAAACAUUUAUUCCUAAUACUUUAAAAAGCAUGUUUAUCAGAAAAUCCUUAAUUAGUUAUUGGUAUGGCAAAUAGAGUUACUCAAGCAGCUGUAAGCCACAGUCCCCUUCCCCUUUUCCCUCCUCCUGCUUAGUUCCUUCUUUCUGCACUUCAGCACACUCCGUCUGUGUGCAUGUGUGGGAUCACUCUCUCCACUAUCUCUUCCUUGGGCUCAUUUCCGUUCUUUGCUGGCAAAGAAACUCGUUAUUGAAUCAGCAAAAUCAGCCAAACCUUUCCAGGCCAAAUCAGCCAAACCUUAUAGCUUGUUUUGAAGAUUAUGUGAGGUGGGAGGAGUCCUUGAAAUCAGUCUACUGCUGUUCUGACACUUCACCUUCGGUUUGAACAGCUGCUGUCUGCUCUGGGCCUUUCCUCAAAAUUGCUCAGGUGAGAACAUUUCCUUCGGUAAGUGACGAUAAGAAUGAAUGGCCAUAUAUCAAAUACCCCUCCUGGUGGCUAUGGAAGUUAUUCUCCUCAAAUCAAUGGUUAUGGCUCACCCACAUUUGCUCAAUCAGAGAGGGAGCAGAAUUCAAGAACAAGUGCUAAGGCUCUUUAUGAACAAAGAAAGAACUAUGCACGGGACAGUGCCAGCAGCAUAUCGGAAACUUCCCAGUAUCACGUAGAGCACUUGACCACCUUUGUUCUGGAUCGAAAAGAAGCAAUGAUUACGGUAGAUGAUGGAAUAAGAAAGCUGAAAUUACUGGAUGCCAAAGGCAAAGUGUGGACUCAAGAUAUGAUUCUUCAAGUGGAUGACAAAGCUGUCAGUUUGGUGGACUUGGAAUCAAAGAAUGAACUGGAGAAUUUUCCUUUAAGCACAAUUCAGCAUUGCCAAGCUGUGAUGAAUGCAUGCAAUUACAAUUCAAUUCUUGCAUUAGUAUGUAAAGAACCAACUCAGAACAAGCCAGAUUUGCAUCUUUUCCAAUGUGAUGAGAUUAAGGCUAGCUUUAUUCAUGAAGAUAUAGAAAGUGCAAUCAGUGACAGCAAGAGUGGAAAACAAAAGAAGAGACUUGAAACACUGAGGAUGAUCUCCAGUGCUGAUGGCGCUAUCCCUCCCCCACCACGGGCUCCUGCCCCUGUUCCCCCAGGGACCGUCACCCAGGUGGAUGUGAGAAGCCGUGUGGCAGCGUGGUCCGCAUGGGCUGCAGAGCAAGGGGACUAUGAAAAACAUAGACAAUAUCCUGACCAUGAGGAAACGGCAGAAAUGAUAGCAGCCAGGAUUGACAGAGAUGUUCAAAUUCUGAACCAUAUUUUGGAUGACAUUGAAUAUUUUGUUACCAAACUUCAAAAAGCUGCUGAAGCAUUUGCUGAACUUUCAAAGAGGAAGAAAACCAAGAAAAGUAAAAAGAAAGGACCUGGAGAGGGAGUUCUCACUCUCCGUUCAAAACCACCACCUCCAGAUGAGUUUGUUGACUGCUUCCAAAAGUUCAAGCACGGCUUCAAUCUUCUGGCCAAAUUAAAGUUCCAUAUCCAGAAUCCUAGUGCAGCUGAACUGGUUCAUUUUCUCUUUACCCCACUACAUAUGGUGGUGCAGACAACAGGAGGUCCAGAGCUUGCCAGUACAGUACUAAGUCCCCUCCUAACAAAAGAUACCAUAGACUUCCUACAAUAUACUGUCACGAGCGAGGAAGGGCAGUUAUGGAUGUCAUUGGGUGACACAUGGACCAAAGCCAGAGCGGACUGGCCCAAAGACCAGUUCAUUCCACCUUAUGUUCCCCGUUUCCGAAAUGGUUGGGAACCUCCUUUGCUGAACUUCAUGGGAGCUCCAAAUGAGCAAGAACUCAAUAAUUUGGCUGAGUCUGUGGCAAACUUUGCAGAGCAACAACGGAAGCAAGAAAUAAAAAGAUUAUCAACUGAGCCUCCCAGUGUUCCCGACUACCCUCCAGCCGAUGGGUACGCAUUCAGUAACACAGUGUACAAAAGAGGGCCUCUGCUGGACCAAGGGGCGGCUGUUGCUGCCUUUAAGCAAACUGUUAGCCGCCAUGUAGAUAGAAACUAUGAGGCACACAAUAAAACACAGUCCAAGAAAUAUGCCAAAUGCAAGUAUGAAUUUAUGGCAAGAAACAACAGUGAGCUUUCUGUCCUGAAAGAAGAGAUUGUAGAGAUUCUGGAUGAUAGGAAGCAGUGGUGGAAGGUCCGGAAUAAAAGCGGCAAUACAGGCUUUGUGCCAAACAACAUUCUGGACCCUCUGAGGAAUUAUGAAGGUGGUCUGGGAUUGCCAGAACCUGUGUACACCCGUGCCAUCCAGAAACAAAGGACAGACUAUGUCGCUAAACAACCUGAUCCGGUUCCUGCUACUCCUUCACCGCCUCCAAUGCCUGCUCCAGUUCCUGCAGCUGUCCCCCUCCCUCCGAGCACCCCAGCACCCAUCCCAGUUCCUGUGCCCAAGGCACCAGCAACUGUCAGCCGCCAAAGCAGCACCUCUAGUGACAGCGGUGGUAGUGUUGCACGAGACAGCCAGAAGCACAAACAAGCUCCUGUGGACCGCAGGAAAUCUCAGAUGGAAGAGGUGCAGGAUGAACUCGUUCACCGGCUCACCAUCGGCCGCAGCAAUGCCCAGAGGAAGUUCCAUGUGCCACGGCCAAACAUCCCCGUAGUGAAUAUCACGUACGACUCCUCGCCUGAGGAUGUGAAAGCAUGGCUGCAGUCCAAAGGAUUCAACCCUGUGACUGUGAACAGCCUUGGUGUGCUGACUGGUGCUCAGCUUUUCUCCCUCAACAAAGAGGAACUGAGGACUGUUUGCCCAGAAGGGUCUAGAGUCUACAGCCAAAUUACGGUACAGAAGUCUGCUUUGGAGGCUAACAGUGGCAGUUCAGAACUGCAAGAAAUUAUGAGAAGACGGCAAGAAAAAAUCAGUGCAGCUGCAUCAGAUUCCGGUGUGGAGUCUUUUGAUGAAGGAAGCAGCCACUAGAAGUCUUUCCUCUUGUCUUUAGUUCCGCUGACCAUAGCAUUAUACAGUCCAGCUUUGCUUUAGUGAAGGGGAACGUCUUAUUACUGUGUAAAAGUACAUAACUAGCCAUCAUAAAGAAAACUUACAGUAGUAUCUGCAGAAGUACUUGCUGCUGGCUUCUCUUCAUUAAAAAUGAAAAUGAGAAAUCCAAUGACAGGUGAAACUAUUGGCACUAGAGUCACUUAUACCCAAAGACAAGCCUUGGCUUUAUGGAAUUAACCUUUCAGUGACAGGUAAACUGGAAAGUAGUUUUAUUUUUGAUCCAUCCUGGAAAAGUUGAGCCAGCAAUAAAAAGCAUUUGAACCCUUCAGUAAUAAUACAGUUCUGGAUUCCAUUGCCAGCUGUAGUUUGCAACUAUGUCUUUCUUACAGUGCAUUCAGCUGCAGGAUGUUUAGUUGAUGCCAGCAAAGAGGUAAUGUUUAGGGUAUGAACAGCAGCCCAGCAUAGACUGAAUCUUUCUUGCAUUGCUCCCAAGGUAUUUUAUUACUAAUGACGCUGUUUGUACCAAAAUAAUACUCUGUACUUUGAUUUUAUCAGUACUUCACUCGUGAUGAACAAUAAUAUUGCACAAGAAGGAAUUAAUAGAAAACAGUAACACAACUCAGCUGAAAGAGGGGAUCAGAUGUGCUGUAGGUAGCCAUGAAACAAUUCUCAUUAUUUUUAAUACACUUGCAUUUUUUGUUUGUAACUUAACCUGUCAGAGGAACAGUGUGUAAUCUAGACUUUGCGUGUUGAUCCCAGACAUCAGUUUUUCCAUAUGUAAAAAGCUGUUGCUCCUUUAUGAAUGUAAUCUUUUGGAAAAUUGGAUUCCUGGUGGCAAAAGGGAGAGAAAAGGAAGCAACCCUUCCAGCAAAUAUUAUUUUUGAAGAUGCGAUGAUUUUUGUCACAAAAAUGUUCUGUUACUUCAAAUGGUCUUGUGAUUUUAUAUAUAAUAUAUGUAUUAUAUAUAAUAUAUAAUAUCACUUAAUUUAGACAAAUUUAAUCAUCUAGUUUGAUUAAGUUUCAUAGUGCCUUUUCCACAUGAAUCAGCUUAAAGUCUGCAAUAAACAGUAUUUCUUGUCUGUUAAAUAGUUGUAUCUUUGUGGCUACAAAGACGGUAUUGAAAUAAGAAAGUGUUCUUGAUUUUUGCCAUUAGUUUGCUUUUCCUCUGUGUACAAGGAAAAAAAAAAAGAAUCCUAUUCAUUUUUUUCAUAAAAGAAAUUAAAAUCUUAAUAAAGGUGUUUAGUGCCAUUUAUUGUAAAUGUCCUUACAAAUACUA